CCAGUUGCUCUGAGCCGUCUUUGACAACUUCUGGGACCAGACUUAAGGCAGUGUUUGAAAUUGUAUUCUUUACCUUAUCUAUUUAUUUUUUAAUAUCUGUACAUAUUUACAUACAUACACGUAUGUCGAGGGAGAGAGAAAGCAGUGACGUGAGGCUCCUUGAGAAGAGGAGGGGAUAUGGAAAUAAAACAGGUGUCUGGGAAGAGAGAAGGGAGAAUUGAGAGUUCAUAACCGUCACUCAGACGAGCAGGAGUUCUCUGCAGGUAGCAGAGGGGAAAUGCGAACUCGUGCACCCUCUUUGGGGACAGGCUCUGUUGUUUUCUAUUUCUUCUCUUGCAGCCAGGUGCACAUUUAUUUGAAAUGGACUGAAUUUCCUGCUUGAUGACUAGUCAGGUUGGUUCUUUAAAACUAGUGGACAUUUUAAUGUCUCCAACGCUUUUUUUUUAUUAUUAUUAUUUUUCUCUUUCUUUUUGAGGUUGAGGGGGAACAGAUCAGUUAAAAUUCUGGCUGGAUUAGUGGAGGAUUCUCAGAAAUAAGAAAGGGAGAAGGAAACGGACUUAGAAGCUGGAGAGCAAAGCAGCAGCCCCCAGUCCCCAGAUCCUCCGCACCCACUACCUCCGCCCGGUGACCUCCCGUGGAGACCCCGAGAGGCUGCAUCAAUAUUUGAUUAGUCCUUCGCCAGCUCGUUACCAGCACUCGUCGGCGGUGCUUGCCAGGCAUCGCCUGCGCUGCGCUGAAGCCUGCGCGGGGGCUCUCAAGGGGCUUUGGAAGGACUGGCUCUGCGCUCGCCCCCUCCCCAGGGAGGCGCGGCGCCCACCAUGCGGGGCUGCACGCGGCUUGCGCUGCUCUGCGCCCUGCUCUGGCUUCUGCAGGCGGCGGCACCCGGGAGCCCCGCGAAAUCCCUGGCGCAGCGCCGCGAACCCCGCGACCCUGCCAGGGGCGCCGAUUUCGACCACAGCUACAGCGGGACGGUGAGCCUCAGCACCGAAAACAUCUACUCCUUCAACUACACCAGCCAGCCUGGCCAGGUGACUGCUGUGCGGGUGUAUGUGAACAGCUCCUCAGAGAAUCUCGACUACCCAGUUCUGGUUGUGGUUCGCCAGCAGAAAGGGGUGCUAUCCUGGCAGGUUCCUCUGCUCUUCCAAGGACUAUACCAGAGGAGCUACAAUUACCAGGAAGUGAGCCGUACCUUAUGUCCCUCGGAAGCAACCAAUGAAACAGGACCACUGGAGCAGCUGAUAUUCAUAGAUGUAGCAUCCAUGGCCCCCAUGGGGGCCCAAUACAAACUGCUGGUUACCAAGAUCAAGCACUUCCAGCUGCAGACAAAUGUUGCCUUUCACUUCAGUGCCAGUCCCUCUCAACCUCAGUAUUUUCUAUACAAAUUCCCUGAAGAUGUGGACUCAGUUAUCAUUAAAGUCGUGUCUGAAAAGGCUUAUCCAUGUUCUGUUGUUUCAGUCCAGAAUAUCAUGUGCCCAGUGUAUGAUCUCGACCACAAUGUGGAAUUUAACGGUGUCUAUCAGUCCAUGACCAAGAAAGCUGCCAUCACUUUACAGAAGAAGGAUUUUCCAGGUGAGCAGUUCUUUGUGGUGUUUGUGAUAAAGCCUGAAGAUUAUACCUGUGGAGGAUCUUUCUUCAUCCAGGAAAAGGAGAACCAGACCUGGAAUCUACAACGUGCAAAGAACCUUAAAGUGACCAUUGUACCUUCCAUUAAAGAAUCCAUUUAUGUGAAAUCCAUUCUUCUCAGUUUCCUCAUCUUCUUCUCCUUCUACUUGGGAUGCCUGUUUAUUGCAUUUGUUCAUUAUAUCAGGUUUCAGAGAAAAUCCAUUGAUGGAAGCUUUGGUUCCAAUGAUGGCUCUGGAAACAUGUCGGUGUCACAUCCCAUUGCUGCCAGCACCCCUGAAGGAAGCAAUUAUGGGGCAAUAGAUGAGUCAAGCUCCAGUCCUGGCAGGCACAUGUCCUCCUCUGACGGUGGGCGGCCGUGCCCGUCAGACACGGACAGCUCCGUAGACGAGAGUGACUUUGACACCAUGCCCGACAUUGAGAGCGACAAGAACGUCAUCCGGACCAAGAUGUUCCUUUACUUGUCAGAUCUGUCCAGGAAGGACCGGAGGAUUAUCAGCAAAAAAUAUAAGAUUUAUUUUUGGAACAUCAUUACCAUUGCUGUGUUUUAUGCACUGCCUGUGAUCCAGCUAGUCAUCACCUACCAGACAGUGGUCAACGUCACUGGCAACCAGGACAUCUGCUACUACAACUUCCUCUGUGCUCAUCCCUUGGGCGUCCUGAGUGCCUUCAACAACAUUCUCAGUAACCUGGGCCACGUGCUCCUGGGCUGCCUCUUCCUGCUGAUAGUCUUGCGCCGGGAUAUUCUCCAUCGAAGAGCCCUGGAAGCCAAGGACAUCUUUGCCAUGGAGUAUGGGAUUCCCAAACACUUCGGUCUCUUCUAUGCCAUGGGCGUCGCACUGAUGAUGGAAGGGGUGCUCAGCGCUUGUUACCACGUCUGCCCCAAUUACUCCAACUUCCAAUUUGACACAUCCUUCAUGUACAUGAUCGCCGGCCUCUGCAUGCUGAAGCUCUACCAGACCCGCCACCCAGACAUUAAUGCCAGCGCCUACGCCGCCUAUGCCUCCUUCGCCUUGGUCAUCACGCUCACCGUCCUUGGAGUGGUGUUUGGGAAAAAUGACCUGUGGUUCUGGAUCAUCUUCUCUGCAAUCCAUAUUCUGGCUUCUCUGGCCCUCAGCACCCAGAUCUACUACAUGGGUCGGUUCAAGAUAGAUGUGUCUGACACAGAUUUGGGGAUUUUCCGGCGGGCAGCUAUGGUGUUCUACACGGACUGCAUCCAGCAGUGCAGCCGGCCUCUGUAUAUGGACAGAAUGGUGCUGCUCAUCAUGGGGAAUCUGGUUAACUGGUCCUUUGCCCUCUUUGGACUGAUCUACCGACCCAGGGACUUUGCUUCCUACAUGCUGGGCAUCUUCAUCUGCAACCUGCUGCUCUACCUGGCCUUCUACAUCAUCAUGAAGCUUCGCAGCUCCGAGAAAGUCCUCCCGAUUCCUCUCUUCUGCAUCGUCGCCACCGCUGUGGUGUGGGCCGCCGCCCUGUAUUUUUUCUUCCAGAAUCUCAGCAGCUGGGAGGGAACACCAGCAGAAUCCCGGGAGAAGAACCGAGAGUGUAUUCUGCUGGAUUUCUUCGAUGACCAUGACAUCUGGCAUUUCCUCUCUGCCACUGCCCUGUUUUUCUCAUUUUUGGUUUUGUUAACCCUGGAUGAUGACCUGGAUGUUGUUCGGAGAGACCAGAUCCCUGUCUUCUAAGCCUCUAGCAUGAAGAGCGGGAAGAGGGAGCCAUCGAUCUUGGUGCUGUUUCAUGAAAAUUACAGGGGCUGCAGCAAAGUAACCACUGCCAAAUGCUCCACUGACCCUCUGUCUGGUUGGCUCUGUACACAUUCCCACAGGGAGGAAGGGAGCUGCAGGGGGACCCAAGCCUGCAGGGAGGGAGACAGAAGGGAGCCACAGCUGUGGACAGAGGCAAGCCCUGCAGAGCUAAAAACACCCACCAUCCCCUUCUGUCGCUACUCUGAGUUAGAAAUGGAUAAAAGCUGCAUCAAAGUCAGCUAUCUUGGGACCCUUCCCACCCUCACCUGAGAUGGGCCAGCCAUGGCAGAACCAUGCUGUACUCUGCCCUCAGCUGCCACCCUGCUCAGAAAGGCCAGCAGCUCAGAUUUCCUGCCCAGAAACUCUCUGUAACUACAACCUCUGUUCUAGACAUCCCCAAACACUGGCCUGUCUCUCCAAGGUCCUGGGGUGACAUGAUUCAUAUGAGUCUGGUAGAGGGUUGGCCCCUACUAACUGGGACAGAUGUUUUAUAGCACCACCUGGUCACCUCCUCCGCAAGAAUGCUGUAUGUUUCCCCCUGGUUCCUUACUGUAUUAGGAGGACUCCAUGUCAUCAGACUGUGUCUCCUGCUGCUGAGGGGUAACAGUAUCUCCCUGUUGUGUGCUGACCCAAUGACUCAGGCUCUACCUUCUUGGGAAGGCCCUGUUACUCCAUGGGCUGGCCUCGAGGUGGAAGGGGAAAGGGGAAACCACUUCCAGCAGCAGGAGGAGCUAGACAAAUGACCUGCAACACUAGGACACUGGUGACAUCAGCUUUCAGCAAGCAGGCUCAUGCUAAGGACUGGGGCACUCUUGGAGCAGACGCAGCAAAGGCAAAACUGCUUCCUCCUGCCCCCAAUUCUAAUAGCUCCAUUCCAUGCCCGCAUCACCCUUGAGGAGGAAAGAAGUGUUCCAGCCAGGGGCCACUGCCAAGCCCUCCUCUGCUGUCUUUUGCAGACCAGAGGCUCCAGACUUCCCUUGAGGUUCUCUGCAGGUCACUCUCCCUCCUCCUCUUCAGCUGCAAAGAGCGCAAUGGCUUUAGGGUUGUCUCAUCAAUGCACCCAAUUCACAUUCUCUCCCCAGGACCACACUGAAAACCUCAGUGUCCCACUUCACUCUCACACUGUCUGGCAGCUCUGCCCACAGGAAGUUUCACUUCGACCAAACUCCCUUGUUCCCUGGAAUAUGAUGUCAUCAGAAAGUGUACAGGCAAGUGCGCUCACAGAGAUAUAUUUGCCUGUGAAACUGAAGUCACCCCUCACUUCCGCCUUCCUCAUUCUUCAUUAGAGAAAUGGAUCAGCCAUUCUUUUAAAAUAUAUAUAGUUCUUUCUCUAAAAUAUUUGCGUAAUGUUCAAAAACUCAUUUUGGACAUUUGGCAUAGCACACGUUCCCUGAUUUUUAAAAAACACAAAAACGCUUUCAAUGAAACAUGAUUUUUUUUUCUACAAUGCCCCCAAAUCUGCAGUUGUCUGUUAUUCUUUAUUCCUAAAAAUUGUUGGCUUGUCUAGGCCAUAUGCAGACCACCUAUUAAAUGGCUGUAUUAAAUCUAACACCUAAAACAAAUUUCAAACCUGUUUGACUUGGCUGAUUUAACCUAAUUCUUUUAUUUUUAAUGCAUUAAAGUAUUUCAAAUACAAAAAAGAAAAGAAAAAAAUUUGAGGGAGGUGGAAGAAAGUCUGUUCAGGUAGCCCUGUGACCUGAAGUGAAUAAACUAUAGGACACAUCAGCUCUUCAGUAGCUUGUUUGGCAAAUAUGUCCAUGGAAAUGGGGAGGGGGCCCUGUAGAACUGGAUGGAUUGUGCUGCUGUGUUCUUGACCGUUUUCUGACAAUGUCUGCCUUGUGCUAUAAACUCACACAUUGUGGUCAGUUCUCCACAGCAGGAUGAAAAACCCAGAGCAAGCCUGCUCUUAUAAAAAUCAAUUUUAAAUGUA
This is a messenger RNA of Phacochoerus africanus (Common warthog), 5295 nucleotides long. RefSeq names its product SID1 transmembrane family member 1 (gene SIDT1). NCBI's taxonomy places the organism in Eukaryota, Metazoa, Chordata, Mammalia, Artiodactyla, Suidae. The transcript is spliced from 26 exons. The record is from RefSeq and is a predicted model, not a curated record. Gene Ontology annotation, cellular component: membrane. Bases 819 to 3305 code for a protein of 828 amino acids.